GCUACAGUUCAAGUUGCAUUUUAGAUGUGAACGAAUGCACAUCGUUGUUUUCGGUUAUACGGGAAUGCACUUUUAUUUCGUGUGAAUAUCGAAGAAAAUAGUUUUUCCCUAAGGUUAGUGUUCAUUGUGAUUCGUCUGGUUUUCAAGUCUAAUCUAGUGUUUUUAGGAAAUUCUCUAGUCGAGAUCAAAACAAAAACGAGCUCGCACCGAACACCGAGCAUUCAACCUUAGCAAGGAUCGAUCGUCAUUCUCCUUCCAUCCUUCGACACGUUAAGAGUAACGGAAAAUCGAUUAUCGUUCGAGUUAUCGUCGUCUAACAAGUGAGAUCGAUCGAUCGAUCUAUCAACGGUGACAUCGCCGAGAGUAACAACUAAAAACAAACAGGAUGAAACGAUCGUCGAUGAUAUCAAAGAAUUUCCUGCUACGAGUCAGCCUUUAUGCUCUUCUAAUUGCUGUCAGUUUAGCUGCAUCUACGAGAUCACGUAGUAAGAAGAAGGUAACGAAGGAAACGAAGGAAGUGAACAUCUGUGACAUCCAAAACCAAGAAGCACCAAUAUUUUGUUACUGCGAUAGCAAUGCAUUAAGAAAUGCAACGACUGCGAAUUGUUUGGUGUUGAACAAAUUCAAGGUAGAUGACCCUAUGUGGAACUAUUUCGUAUCACAGAUUCAUCUUACGAAAUUAAUGUUCACGGUUCGUGCAUCUGGUGGUCUCGAUUACGUACCAAGCAAUGUUCUAAAGCAAUUUAAAAAUCUCAAGAGUAUUUCAUUGGAAUAUGCAAAACUUACGGAACUUGCCGAAAGAUCUUUCUCCAAUCUCUCCGAAGUUACUGAGAUCGACCUGAGCAAGAACACGAUUGCAGUUCUGAAAAAAUACGCUUUUGAAAAUAUGAAGGAAUUGAAAACCAUCCUGUUGGACGACAACAGGAUAACUGAAAUUAAUAGAGAUGUGUUCGUGAACUUACCAAACUUAGCAACACUUAAUCUAAACAACAACAACAUCACCACCGUUCAUGAUAAAGCAUUCAAGCAUCUAAUCAAUCUACAAGUGCUUUUACUAAAUUCGAAUGAAAUAUCAGUGAUCACGCGCGAGAGUUUCCACGGUUUGCGAAAUCUUAAACAUCUUGAUCUUCGAAAUAAUGAAAUAUCGAUGAUCGGUGAUAGUAGCUUCGUUGAAAUACCAGAAUUGAUCGAACUCGAACUCGAUCAAAAUUCGAUCAAAUAUAUCUCGGAAAAAGCAUUGGAUGGUUUGAGAAAAUUAAAGAAACUUCGUCUAAGCGAAAAUAAAUUAGUCAGUUUAGAACCAGACUUCUUAUCCGGUGCACCGAGUAUCAAUUUUCUUGAUCUUAGAGAAAACAACCUCAAAACUAUGACUUUUAACAACAUCAAACCGAUCGUCACGAAUCUCUACAACAGCAGCAGCCAUUUCUACUUGGACGGAAACAAAUUGAUCUGCGACUGUAAUCUUGCAUGGCUGUGGGGUUUAAGGAACGAGACGAAGAAUGCAAAGUUACGAAAUGCCCUAGAGGAGCUUAUUUGUUUCCUCGAAAGUAAUAAUACAGCACUAAAGAUCAACACCGAGGAUCUAGAGAGGAAUCAGGAACUCGAGAUCGCGCGAAAUUCUGAUUCAUAUUUGGCUGAUAAUUUGAAAAUAGGAAAUAAGGAAGACGAAGACAACUACUUAGGUGACGUGGCUAAUGAAAGUUAUGAAAAUUUGGGUGAAGAAUAUGAGGAUUCCUCGUUGGAUAGUAAUUCCCAGCCUAAGGUGCAGAUAUUAGAUGGGAAGGUGUGUUACGUGAAGCAUUUGUUCGAUCUAAAGUUGGAAGAUCUACCAUGCCCUGAGACCACAAGGGAGGAUCUAAUGGCUUCUGAGCAACCAUCCAGUCGUCACGAGAAUGCACCAGUGGGUUCCUCCGGUUCCAUAUGGUUUACAUCUUCGGCGCAGACUCUACGAGUCAACCAAUUUGUCGUCUAUGCUAGUUCACUUAUUCUAUUCAUUCAAAUAGUUAUCUUUACCUUUUCAACGUAGAAGGAAAAAGAUGAGAAUAUUUUUUUUUUCCCACCAGGCACCAACGAUUCAUAAACAGAGAAAAAUACAGAAGGAAUUCUAAUUAUUCUAGAGUGGGACUACUAUACCAUGGAAUAGUAUGGUGUAACAACAAGAAAAUUCUAUCAAAAUCUAUAUAGGAAAAUUUUCCAUUAUUCAAAAUGCGAUGAUAUUAUAUAUAUAUAUAUAUAUAUCUCCUAUAUCUCACCCCCCCCCACCCCCACUCGUUCGACGAUAUUCGUAGUUCCAAUUCCUUAGAUUAAAUUGUUGCUCGGCUUUUUUGAGCUUGCUUCGUAGAUCUCUCUCUCUCUUCUCUAGCUGUUUUUUUUGUUUCUAUUUUAUUUUGUUUCAAGUAAGAAAAGAUAGAUGCUUUGCGAGAGAACAAGGGAAAAAGAGGAAGACAAUAAAAUGAAAUACAGAAAGGAAGGAAGGAAGGAAGGAAGGAAAGAAGAGAGAGAAAGAGAAACUUUCUUAUUUUUAUCAUGCUGUGAAAGGAGAUAGAAAUUAGUUUAAUUCUAAUGCUAAUUCCAUAGCAUUUUUAACGUAAAGGUAGAAGAAGAAGAAGAAGAAGAAGAAGAAGAAGAAUAGAAUAGAAUUUCUCAAAAACAAAAAUCCCAUGAAUUUGCAAUCGGUAAUGCGAUUGCAAUCGUAUUUGGAAUAAUAAACGAGAUAAUUCGUUCACGAUAACGUUAUCAGAAAAUAAAUUAAAUGCAUAACAUAAAAAAAAAAAACGUCGAUCGAUAUUAUUAUAUAUAUAUAUA
Polistes dominula (European paper wasp) is the source of this 2805-nucleotide messenger RNA. It is a transcript of the gene Con, whose product is annotated as leucine rich repeat protein connectin. Lineage: Eukaryota; Metazoa; Arthropoda; Insecta; Hymenoptera; Vespidae. The record is from RefSeq and is a predicted model, not a curated record. Gene Ontology annotation, molecular function: protein binding.